Messenger RNA from Haliotis rufescens (red abalone), 1672 nucleotides. RefSeq lists its product as uncharacterized. The coding region runs from base 174 to 1343 and encodes 389 amino acids. The transcript has 6 exons. Gene Ontology annotation, molecular function: catalytic activity. NCBI's taxonomy places the organism in Eukaryota, Metazoa, Mollusca, Gastropoda, Lepetellida, Haliotidae. The record is from RefSeq and is a predicted model, not a curated record.
GGUACUACCAUUUAAACUCAACAAUAACUUCAUUGCAUAAAGCGAUCGAGCAAGUGUCUGACAUUAACGCUUGGUUUGUCAAUAGAGCGACUCAUUCACGGGCGUGUAGACGGACAAUGUGUGGCAAGAUGGAGGUACGCCGUCUGAGAAAGUGAACGACGACUCAAGUAACCAUGCGAGGCCGACAUCGACCCUUCCUCCUCGGUCUCCUGACAUUCCUCGGGACGCUGACAGUGUCGUCUGCUCGGGCCGUCUGCCGCCAUAAGGUCCAACUGAUGACCUUCAACGCUGACCUAAGUCAACUGGUCCCACAUUAUAAGCAACGGAAAGAGCUGAUCCCAUUGGCUCUCGCGGAGACAAAUGCUGACGUCGUCUGUCUCCAGGGGAUAUGGAAGGGUUCUGACGUGGACCAUAUCUCGACAGCCGUGAAGGGCGUCUUCCCCCACUCCUUCAGCAACGUCCACUACACCGUGGGCGAGUCGGAGUCGGAGGUGAAGAAGAUGGUGAUCUGGACCUGGCUGGAGAAGUACUUCCCCAUGCUGAGAGCCGAACCCUGCAAGGUGAUGGAAGCCGUCCCCAUGGGGUACUGUCUGCUGUUCAGCUGUCAAGGUCUGUUCGGGACUGAACUCAUGAAGUGUAUGGCGUCCAACUGUGCCCGCUACAUGAACGAGAUCAGCGCCGCGUGUAUCGCGUGUAUAGUUCGGCGACCGAACAAUGCCAAGUACGAGGCCGAGUGUGGUGAAGCUGUAGCGUUUCCGGGGAUGUCGGGGAGAAGGAACAGUCAUGGGCUUCUGAUGCUGAGCAAGUUGAACAUCACGGGGACGACCAUGGUGCGGCAGCAGACGGGGAAUCAUGGAUUUUUGAAGAUUGAGAUACAGGAUGUCGGUAGUGUUAUUUGUGCGCAUCUACACGCCAGUGAUCAACUUCCGGCCGUAGAAGAUUGCGGCGAGAAGGACGCUAAUCCUAACCGCGCCUAUGACAAUCUCAUGGGGGUGUAUAAUAUCAUGUCGUCGGGGGACACGAAAAACCACGUGAUUAUGGGAGACUUGAAUACCAGCCCACAGCUCCCGUGGAACAUAACGCCGUUGUUUGGGGCGAGUUACGCCGCCCUCAUCUAUGCCGGUUUCUCUAUUCCGUAUGUGGAACACAUUGGCCACUGCAGCUACUGCGCAGACAACAGACUCGUCCGCAGCAUGGGCUACAACAAGAGCCAUAUACUUGACCAUGUACUGACCAAGGGGUUCGUACCGUACAGCGCCAAGCGGACACUUGAGAGUUACAGGGGAGAGCCCUUGUCGGCUCACUACGCCGUUCAGGUCGGCAUCUGUGUGGAUAAGAAAUAGAAGAGGUCAAUGAACUACCAGUUUUAUCUUCAUGAGGUCCGCGGUCAACACUGACGGAUGGCGCCGGGUCAGACGUUUUUUUGAGUUGGGUUUACUCCAAAACAUCGAAAUGUGAAAUAUUAAAAAUUUCAAUAUAAGCAGUUGGAUUUUUCAUUCCGCAGACCAGUAAAUUGUAAAAUGUUAAAAACAAAACAUUUACUGUCGCUAUCAAUGUAAAUAAAUAAUUUGCAGUACUAUGAUAAAACCAGUUUGACUUAAAAACUUAAAAUCACUACAAAUAUGAUGAAUCGCGAGAGGAAAUCAAGAGAAAUAUUUCAAAUUUUAAUUUU